Messenger RNA from Guillardia theta CCMP2712, 879 nucleotides. RefSeq lists its product as hypothetical. The record is from RefSeq and is a predicted model, not a curated record. The transcript has a single exon. NCBI's taxonomy places the organism in Eukaryota, Cryptophyceae, Pyrenomonadales, Geminigeraceae. The annotation marks the transcript as partial.
AUGUCGGAGCGAACUGCCGAGACCUCGCAGAGGCUGGGACACGGCGCCCAGCAUGCGGCGAUUCUACUGCAGAAGGAGAAUCUCAAGAUGAAGUACGAGAACAACGAGCAGGAGCAGAGGAUUACACGGCUGACAACACAGGCGAAGAAGCUUGAAGAAGAGAUCAAAGUGAAGGAAAAGAAGCAAGGAGCCGCGCCUCGAGUCGGGAAGGGCGACAGAAAGAGUGUGAUGGCUGAGCUGGAGGAGAAGAUCCGAGCUGUGGAGAAGAAGAAUGAGGGGAUGAAACGCACGAUUCUCCUCACUCUUCAUUCCUCCGACGGCGGGAGGGCGGGAGGGAGGGGGAGCAGGGGGGAGAGAGGCAGCCCGUCUGUGCGGUUCGACUCGAAGCCCUCGCUGUUGGAUGGAGUGAGUGAUGAGGAGCAGAGGAAGGUGAUUGAUACUCUCAGGGUGGAGCUCGAACACUGCACACAGAGGUUGCAUGCGAUCCGAAGCAGCUUGUCAGGUUCCUCCACCGCUGCAAUGAUGAAAGAGAAAGAGAACUUGGUUUCUUCCCUAGAGGAAGUGAAGCAGAAGGGAAAGGAGGUAGCGGCCAAGGUCACGAUCCUAGAGAGCAGGCAGGAGAGAACGAUCGCGGCGUUCAAGGAUGAGCAGGAUAAGCACGACAAGAUGGUGGAGGAGCUGGAGGAGCUAAAGUCACAGCUGCGGGAGCAGCAGGAUGCUGUGCAGCUCCUAUGGCGCGAGAAGAAUCUCUUGGAACUGCAGGUGUCAGAUGCCGGAGCGAUGGAGAAGGGGCUGGAGGAAGUGAGGAGGGAGGUGGCGAAGCUGGAGGAGGAGAAUGAGCAGCUGCGAUCGAGAGCGUUCAACGCAGGAUCGGUCAAG